This is a messenger RNA of Striga hermonthica, 246 nucleotides long. NCBI's taxonomy places the organism in Eukaryota, Viridiplantae, Streptophyta, Magnoliopsida, Lamiales, Orobanchaceae. The record is from the annotation of a GenBank genome assembly.
AUGGGCAGAAAAGUCGGGACUUUGUUCAUCAACCCUAAGAAAUUCGGUAAUCUCCAAAAACCUUGCGCGAGAGAAAUGAUCUCGUUCUUGAACUGUCUGGCUUUGAGUCAACAAGGCAAUGACUCGAAAUGCACUCGACAAAAAUCCCUUUUGAGUACCUGCAUGGAUGCUCAGUCUAGCGGUAAAAGAAAGCCUUGGGGUAGCAUUAACUAUCACCUGCAGAGGCUGAGCAGGGGAAGAAAGUAG